AUGAGCACGUUCCCCUCUCUCAAACUCACGGACUUUACUGCUGCUGGCCGUGCAGAGGCCGCGCGCCUGGUCUUCUACAUUGGCGGCGUCCCCUUUGAAGACAAGCGCCUUACGCCUGCGCAGUUCAUGGCCACGAAGGACUCGUUCCCGUUGGGCCAAGUGCCCACGCUCGAGGUCAAUGGCGACGUGAUGACGCAAUCGUACGCCAUCAUGCGGUACGCUGGCCGCUUGGGUGGACUGUAUCCCACCACGAGGCCCGAGCUGGCGAUAAAGAUCGAUGAGGUGCUGAGCGUGAUGGGCGAGAUUGAAGUGAGGCUGGUUCCAUCGCUCCACGAGUCCGACGUGGCCAAGAAAAAAGCCAUGCGGGAGGAACUGACGACCGCCACGCUGCCUCGCUACGCUGGACUCUUGGAGGCUCGUCUCGCGAAAAUGAAGCAGACGCCGUUUUUCCAGUCGGACCGCGUCUACGUGCACGAAGUGGCCAUCUACGUGUGGGUCAAGUCGCUCCGUUCGGGCUUCCUCGACUUCAUCCCCACGACGGUACUGAAUGACUACAAGCUACUGAACGCGAUGCACGACAAGGUCGCGAGUCACCCACAAGUCCAAGAGUGGUACCGACUCGAGCACAACGCGCCGAAGCUGAAGCUCACAUACUUUCCCAACCUCGGACGUGGCGAGCCCAUCCGUCUUGCCUUUUUCAUUGGCGACAUUGCGUUCGAAGACGAGCGCAUUCCGCACGAGGAGAUGGUGACGCGCAGGUCGACACUGCCGUUCGGCCAGUUUCCAGUGCUAGAAGUAAACGGGGAGAUGAUCUCGCAGGCGCUGGCGAUCCUUCGGUACGCUGGCACCAUGUCGGGACUGUACCCCAUGACGGAUCCGCUUGCUGCUUACCGUAUCGACGAGCUGCUCUCGAUCAUGGACGACAUGUUCAACAAACCUCUGUGGGGCGCCUCGCACCGUGAGAAGAACAUGGAGAAGAAGGAUGUUUUGCGCGCAGAACUAGCCAAGGUCGUGCCCAAGACGAUAGGGUUCUUGGAAAAGCGCAUUGCAAAGAACGAAGGGCCUUACGCGGCGGGUCAGGCCCUCAGCGUGGCAGACCUGGCCAUCUACGCUGUGCUGGUGGACUUUACAACGAACUUGCCGAAACUCAUGAGCACCAUGGAAGACUCGUACCCGAGCGUGUACCGCGUGUACGACCAGGUGAGGAAGCACCCGAAGGUUGUGGAGUGGAACGCGGCGCACGGCCAGCAAUAG
Molecule: messenger RNA, 1254 nt
Organism: Hyaloperonospora brassicae
Lineage: Eukaryota; Oomycota; Peronosporomycetes; Peronosporales; Peronosporaceae
Source: the annotation of a GenBank genome assembly